UCAUCUAUAUCUCAGACAAGGCCGGACAGAAAUUGUGUUUUGUUAUGUAGCUUUCGACUGGUGGAGAAACCGUUCACACAUUUUAAACACCGAUUCCCAUCAAAUUUAAAUGUCUUGCCAACAUUUCGUAUUAAAAUAGUAGCACAAAAACUAAGAAGCGGUCGAGGAAUUUGGCGCGACGACCCCAAGUGUAUUGAAACCCCUUCUGAUUUCAACGACCAUCCAGAGUUCUCUAUUUUCUAUGUAAAGCGACUGGCGAAGGAGUCUUUAAAAAAAAAAAGAGAAAAAAAACCAACCAGCAAAGAAACGCAUCGAACGGAGCAACGAAGUCGGACCAGAUGUGCUAGCUAAAGGACGUGGUCCACCGAUUCCCAGACGAGUCCAAAAUAAACGCAUAAGAGAUCCCCGAAAGCAUUGGUAAUUAUCCGGUUUCCAGGACAUGUGGUCCCGCCGAUACGAAAUGAGGCAGCAACUGCCUGUGCCGCUGGUCCACGAGCAGAUUGCGAUGCAGUGCGCCAAGAAUAUUGUGAGGAAGGUCGCCGCCCUGCCGCAACCCCAACCCCGUUGCCCCUCGGGCCACCUGCCCGUGCUCGUCGAGCUGCGCCGCAUGGACGAUCCCACGGUGUACUACUACCAGGUGAAUGUGCCGCCAACCGGCUGGCCUCCGAAGGACGAUUCCCAGGACGAGGAACAGCCCCAGCAGUGGGUGCUCCCCGGAACUCUGGAGUCACUGGGACUGCGUCUUCCGCAACCGGAGAGGCCACCGUGUCCCAUGCACGGACGUCCCAUCCUGGAGGCUUUCCCGGGAAGUUCCCUCGAACCCUGGACACCUGCUCCGCCAUCUCCCUUGAUCAUGACCCAGUGCUCGAUGCACCACAUAUUUGGCCAGAAUCCCCAGCGCCACGGACUGGAUGUGGCCUCCCUCACAGAUCCAGUAAUGACAACUGAACCUCCGGAUGCCGUGAGGGGUCACUUCGUGGCCUCGCUCUACCAGCAGACUGUCAGUCCCCUCAACUACUCGGAUAUUUGGGUGGAGGAAACACCACCAAGGAGCCAGGAGAGCGCUCCUCCACGAGCCCAGCCUUGCCAUACCGAAAGCAAUGAGUUUGCGGCCAAUAAGAAACCACAAGCCGUAAAUGGAGUGAAGGCCUUGCCGAAACCUCCAGCAGAGAAAAAGGGCAGAAAGGCGGAACUUUGCCUGGACAGCAACAAUGAGUACGUUCCCAGGGAGCAGCUGCAUCGUCCCAAAAUCAAUUACCGCUCGAACGGAGUACCAAAUGGGGUGAGGAGGGAGCAGCACUACAGCGUGCAACAUCCAAGCCGAAAACCAGCAAGUCAGCAAUGCCAACAAAGCCAACAAAGCCAGCAAAGCCAGGUUGUGUCCCCGCACAAAGGACUCAACGGCUACAAGGAUCUUCCCGGCUACGGAUACGUCAGCAAGGAGAGCGGAAAGCCCAAGAACGGCUACAAGCCAAGCGACCAGAAGAUGGCCUACUCCGAUCAGGACAAGGUCCGCAGGCAAAUGCAGGGACAGAGAGCGGUUCCAGUUCAGAUCCAAGGACGAGUGGCCAUGAUCGAGCCACGAGUGCGCCAGGAGGCGUCCAUCGAACAGCAGGUGAAAUCGUCCUUGCCGAACUUCACAGAUUUAACGGAAUCCACGGCUGCCUCAUCGCCGAUUCCCAAGGAGCUGCGGGCGCUCUUCCGCGGCAACUACUGCGCAUUGUGCCACACGGUGAUCCGCUCGAAGCAGAGUGCCCUGGACCACUACGCCUCGCGUGCCCACGACCGCAGGAUCAGCUCCUGGCUGAUUCGCCAGUGCCUCAGCGGCAGUUCGGGCACCCAGAAGAGGAAUGGCGACGUGGAGGCGGAGGAGGCACUGCGCUACCUGCGCACCGCCCGUCCGGAGGACUUCUACUGCGAACUGUGUGACCUCAAGUUGACCUCGCUGAUGCACGCCCGGCAGCACUUCUUCGGGCGGAGGCACCGCCAGGUGGCCAGCCAGGCGGCGCGUCCGAACGGCGAGGGCUACUUCGAUGCGGAGGGCAAGUGGGUGCGCACCAAUGCCAAGCUGCUCAUGUGCGAGCUGUGCGACGUGAGCAUCACCUCCGAGUCCCAGAUGGCCAUGCACAUGGCCGGGGCACUCCACCGCCGGCGGGUGCACUCCGUCCAUGCCACCAGAUCCGCUGGCGCCUCCAGCGUGGCCAUGGGCCUGGCCAGCUUCGAUGGCUCGUUGGCCCCACUGCGUCCGCUGGCCCUUCAGAUCCUGCAGGCACGCCAGGAGGCACGGGCCGUGAACGAUCCGAGUGCCGCCUUCUUCUGCGAGACGUGCAACAUCACCAUGAACCACCACAAGUCGGUGAAGCAGCACGAGCAGGGCAAGAUGCACCGCCGCAAGAUGCACAGGCUGCCCGGCCAGCAGUUCCACCACCAGUGACCUUGACCUUGGGGGACAACGCGGUGCGUGGUGGUGCACCCCAGUGCAAUGGAUGCCGAAAGAUGGAACCCGAAGUCCGCACCCCACCGGCGGAACACGUUGCUGCAAUUUGCAAUUUAUUUUUGAAAUAUCCUACCUUUUUUUUGUAUUUUUUUUAUAAGUGUAAUAAAUAU
Messenger RNA from Drosophila ficusphila, 2607 nucleotides. RefSeq lists its product as uncharacterized. The record is from RefSeq and is a predicted model, not a curated record. The transcript has 2 exons. The coding region runs from base 440 to 2434 and encodes 664 amino acids. Lineage: Eukaryota; Metazoa; Arthropoda; Insecta; Diptera; Drosophilidae. Gene Ontology annotation, molecular function: zinc ion binding; nucleic acid binding.